Molecule: messenger RNA, 434 nt
Organism: Drosophila takahashii
Lineage: Eukaryota; Metazoa; Arthropoda; Insecta; Diptera; Drosophilidae
Source: RefSeq, a predicted model, not a curated record
AGUGGUAGAAAGAAGACCAAUUUAGACUGAAUAACGGGGAAAAAAUGAGUAACGUUAAUAACGUCAAUAUCAACGUCCAGUGCGAGUGCUACCAUCGCCGAGGACUUCUGUACUACACCAAUCCUUGGGCCUGGGGUCGUCCUUGCCGCCGAUGCCGUCGCAUGAUGUCCCGAAAUAAUAUUGUGGUGUCCGUCCCAGCUGGACAGGUGGGUGUGCCAGUGCAAACCACCACCACAGUGGUGCCUGCCCAGAAUGCGACCCACUGGCAGGUUCAGCAGCAGCCGCAGACCAUGUCCGCCCUGCCGCCAAAGUACGAUCAAGCUGUUGCCGCCAACUAAGCCAGGACUUUCUGAUAUUUUAUUAAAUUUAUAAAAAAUAUUUCUAAAAAAUAACAGAAUAAAAUUCCCUAAAGAACAUUGCAAAAUCUAUGAAAA